UCUAGCGAUCUGCAGCUAUAUAGCUCUGGGGGCGUAACAAGCACUGCCAUUUAUAUAGUCCAUCGGUCGUGUGUACCUGACUUGAUCAGAGAUUUUGCUAUUAUGUCUGAAGCACCGACGACCGGUGGCGAGGUCCUCACUCCAGACGAUGCCGUCAAAGUACUGGAGGAGCUACUACCAGCACAGAACCAGUCCUCCAACUGGGACUGAAGCUGAAUCUAAAGCCACAUCAAGUUCAGGGCAUCCAUUCAACGUACCCCGAGCCAGAAAACCGCCUCCUCCAAGUGGUCAUGAUGUUCCUCAACCAAGAGCCCAGGCCAACCUGGAGAGUCAUUGUAGAUGCCCUCAAAAGUUCUGCAGUCAAUCUUCCUCAGCUAGCAAUGACUGUGGAGGCAGCUCACUUUCCUGACACUACACCACAGCUACCUGAAGCCAGUGUCUCUUCCUCUCAGAGUCCGGCCACCUCCUCUCAACCAGGCCUCUCCUCACCUGUCCAUGGUUCUGUAGCCUCAGCAUUCACUGAAGUCGACUAUCAACCAGACCUACCACAACCAGGUUAGUCCACUACUGUAGCUGUUAACCAGCGCCACUCCUGAAUAUUUGUUAUGCUCGAUUCUCUGCCAGUCACAUCACAUGCGUCAUUAUCAUAAGCCAAGUUAAAAUCACAAUGGAUAAAGAGGGUAAUAUACUGUUAUAAGAAGAACAUGUAAUCUUUCCAGCCCUAUUAGUCAGUGCCCUUAUGGCAGCUGCCAUUGGACCCAGCAAUUGUG
Messenger RNA from Geodia barretti, 770 nucleotides. The record is from the annotation of a GenBank genome assembly. Lineage: Eukaryota; Metazoa; Porifera; Demospongiae; Tetractinellida; Geodiidae.